Rhodofomes roseus is the source of this 876-nucleotide messenger RNA. RefSeq lists its product as uncharacterized. The transcript has 3 exons. Bases 192 to 719 code for a protein of 175 amino acids. NCBI's taxonomy places the organism in Eukaryota, Fungi, Basidiomycota, Agaricomycetes, Polyporales, Fomitopsidaceae. The record is from RefSeq and is a predicted model, not a curated record.
UGGCGAGUCCGAGUCGAUCUCAGAUCUGCGAUGCGAGCCCUCCACGUGCCACCUUAUUCGGGCAACCGUUGAUGUUCGCGAGCUUGAGCCCGUACUACGUCCUCUGCUCAACGGUGCUGCACGAACUCAGGCUCAUCGUGGCUCCUGGCACAUAACCCAAAUACUGCUUCUCAACACACCCGUUGCUUAUUAUGACAAAUCUGCCGGAGCCGAAGUUCACCGGGGUGCUGACACUCAGUGCGUCGUCCGUCAUUGAUGCUCCCAUCGAGAAAGUAUGGGAUGUCUUGUGUAAUUUCCAGAGCUACAGUGAAUGGAACGACUUUGUGCACGCACAAGUUAUCGUUGACGGCAAGACCAAGAAACCACUACCAGACCAGACCGCCCGCGAGGGCACGUACCUGCUUAUGGACGUACAUAUACCGCCUUCGCCCGACGCUUCGCGUCCACCAACGUCGCGACCGCUGGAGAUCAUCACCGCCGUCGACCACACAAACUACCGCGUCGCAUGGGUUAACUGCAUGCCCAAAUGGCUGGUGAAUGCCGAGCGCUGGCAGGCACUCAGUGUGGUCGAGGGUGGCAAGACCUUGUAUGAGACGCGCGAGGUCAUGGGCGGCAUCGGCGCAUACUUCAUCAAGUGGUUUAUGUUCGCGAGUCUGACGAAGGGGUUCCAGGCAGUUGCGGACGGGUUGAAGAAGAGAGCAGAGCAACUGCAGCAAUAAUGUCCUUUCCCGUCUCCGAGUCUAUGCGUCCUUUCACUUUGUGAUGUAUGCUUCAUACCAUCGCCUUCCGAUGUCACUGAGACCUCGCCUUGCUCUCUCGGUUGCUACGUGGCAUCGUCACUAACCAGAAACUCGCUAGACUCAAUUAGGUAAACAA